AUGGGUGGUGAAAAUUUAGAAGAAGAAGAUUAUUACCAUGGAUUGUUGCCUCGAGAAGAUAUACCACAUCUAUUAGUUGAGGAAGGUGAUUUCCUUAUUCGGACAAGUGAAACAGCACCAAAUCAAACGCGGCAAAUUAUUAUUUCAAUAUUAGUGGAAAAAAGAACCAGCAUUGUGAAACAUGUAGUGGUACAACAGACUCAUGGAAAGUUCUUGACCGAUGCCCAAGCAAGCUUUAGCAGUGUACCUCAGCUUAUUCGGUUCUAUCUCAAGUCUGGUGAACCUAUACUUUCCAAAUUGCCAUCAACGGUUUUGAGACGGGCUGUGUCUCGAGCUCCAUGGGAAUUGAGGCAUGAAUCCGUCACAAUUCAAAAAAAAAUUGGUGAAGGAGCAUUUGGAGAAGUUUUCAAAGGCACAUACAAAUUACAUGCUGGACGUGUAGUAGAUGUUGCCAUUAAAUUGGCUAAAACAGCUGAAAUGACUAAAGGUAAAAUCAAAGAAAUGAUGAAGGAAGCUCGCUUAAUGCGUAAUUACGAACAUCCCAACGUAGUUCGCAUGUAUGGCGUAUGCGUGGAACACGAGCCUCUACUAAUAGUUAUGGAACUGGUUGAUGGUGGGGCUUUGGAUGUUUUUCUUAGAAGAAACCAAGUCCCAGUUAAGACAAAAAUAGAAAAAAUAGUUGCCGGUAGUGCUUGGGGUCUAGAAUACUUACACUCAAGAAAUUGCAUACAUCGCGACAUUGCUGCCAGAAAUUGUUUGCUAACACGGGACGAGUAUCAAAUGACAAAAGCCAGCCGUGUACCCAUUAAAUGGCUCGCACCGGAAACAAUUCAGCGACUUGUUUAUACGUCAAAAACAGAUGUUUGGAGUUAUGGUGUGAUGAUUUGGGAAAUUUUUGCCAAUGCUGAGGAACCAUAUAAAGGGAUGAGUAAUGCACAAGUUAAGGAAAAGGUUGCCCAUGGAUAUAAAAUGGAAUUUGCAUCAGAGGCACCUGCGUGGAUUGUUCAACUUGUGCAUGAUGGAUGUUGGCAACUGGAUCCGAUUAAAAGAUCAACAAUGGGACACGUAGCACGUGAGAUAGAAAAACAUGCUGGCUUGAAACCACCAGUAGUCAAUGCUAUCCCGGGAACGACUGAUCCGAAAUCCACACAACAUUCUACAGACGCGAAGCGACGGAGUAUUUCACUGAAAAAGUCAAUGUCAACUAGAAAAAAAGGCAGAAAAUCAAGGAAAAAGGUAGCGAAAUAG
Thelazia callipaeda (thelaziosis nematode) is the source of this 1248-nucleotide messenger RNA. NCBI's taxonomy places the organism in Eukaryota, Metazoa, Nematoda, Chromadorea, Rhabditida, Thelaziidae. The record is from the annotation of a GenBank genome assembly.